This is a messenger RNA of Hermetia illucens (black soldier fly), 2460 nucleotides long. Its product is annotated as nose resistant to fluoxetine protein 6-like. Lineage: Eukaryota; Metazoa; Arthropoda; Insecta; Diptera; Stratiomyidae. Gene Ontology annotation, molecular function: acyltransferase activity, transferring groups other than amino-acyl groups. The record is from RefSeq and is a predicted model, not a curated record. The coding region runs from base 235 to 2385 and encodes 716 amino acids. The transcript is spliced from 8 exons.
UCACCUGUUCAGUUAGUUCGUUACAAGCCGCUGUGCAAACCGCUGGGAUUUACGCACAUUCCCUAAUGUAACAUUUGCUACAAGAACCGCGUAAUCGUUAUUUUGGAAUCGCAUCCGGAGUGUUGUGUUAAUAUUUUCUGCAAAUACUUGGGAGUGACAUACUAUCGUCAAUUUGUUAGAAUCAUUGCUGAAGUGAUUGAACUUUUUAGAAUUAUUUAGACAGAAAUCCAGGACAUGAUGAAAGGUUGCACAAUGGUCCUUCUUAGAACUUUCCUGGUGGUUGCGUGUCUGGUUGGGAUUUGCGUGACUCAAGUACUAGAUGAAGAUGGGCCAUCCUCGAUCAAGAGGUCGAUCGGUGAUAAUAAUGCUGUUGAAAACUCUAUAGAAGGCCCUAGCAAAGAGGUGUUGAUUGAUAAGACCAAAUUUGAGAAGUUGGUGAGAAGUAUAAAGUUAGUUGGUAGUGAAGCCUGUAAAAAAGAUUUGAAUGUAACUCUAUACGCGCUAAUGGAUAGAGUGCCAUGGGCUGUUUCAAUGUAUGAUUCGUCAGUGAAAGCACCAGUUGGCAUCGAAAGUGGUUCAGUCUAUCAAUUUGGUAAUUUUGAUGAGUGUGUGAACAGUAAUGAGAGAAUAGCAAUUACCGAUGAUGAUGAUCAACGACAACAUCCACGAGUUUUGCCAAAAUAUUGUUUGGCUGAUGUAACAAUUACAGGGCUCAGUGUGCGAUCAGUUGCAUCUAGAAGAUAUCAGCGGACAAACGAAACUACAAUACAUUGGGGGAUAUGUGUGCCCCGAUCAUGCAGUGCUUAUGAUAUUCAAAUCUUCAUGUCCGGUUUGCUGGACUAUGAGACUAGUGUAUCUGAUAACAACUGCUACCAUAAAGAUGAAUUCGAAAUCUCCAAGGGGAUGAUUAUCUACAGUUGUGUAAUUCUCUGUUUCGCGUUGAUGGUAAUUUUUUGCACGAUAUAUGAUAUGUACCUGCUAUCAAGACGCUCAAUAUGCAAGUUGUCUCCCAGAGGAUCUUUCGAAAUGGCAGUGAAAUCAUUCUCCGCUAUUGAAAAUCUGAAAAAGCUGGUACAGAAGAGUAACGACCAAAUGGGCUUGAGCGCAAUAAAUGGAGUAAAGGCUCUUUCCAUGCUAUUCAUCAUCUGCGGCCAUGCAUUGCUAUUCAUCAUUGGAGGACCCGUCCUUAAUUCAGAUUUUUUCGCUCGCGAUAUCAAACGUGUCCAAAAUGGAUUCCUCUUGAACUCGCCGCUUUUCGUGGACACAUUUCUGCUACUGAGCGGAUUUUUGUUUUGUCGAAUUUUGCUAAAAGAGCUGGAAAAUAGAAAUGGAAAGAUAAACCCCAUUAUCCUUUACGUAGUUCGAUACAUUCGGUUGACACCAGCUUAUUUGGCUGUCAUUGCAUUUUAUAUAACUUGGUUACCAUAUAUCGGAUCAGGUCCUCUGUGGAAAGGAAGGAUGCUUAUGGAACAGGAACGAUGUGAGUCAUCUUGGUGGCUAAAUAUACUUUACGUGAAUAAUUAUUUCGGAACAGAUAAAUUGUGCAUGUUCCAAUCCUGGUACUUAUCUACGGAUACUCAGCUGUUCAUUUUCGCACCGUGCGUUAUCUAUUUACUUUGGAAGAAGAGAAACUUCGGCAUUCAUUUUCUGUCCUUCCUUGUGAUUGUUGCUUCGAUCUUUCCUUUUGCCAUCACAUAUGUAAUGGAUUGGGACCCUACCCUUCUCGGAUUCGCAGAUGAAGUUUCUGACAUUUCAACGAAUAAAUAUUUUGUGGAGACCUACAUCAAAACUCACAUGCGGGCCACUGCAUAUGUAUUUGGACUGCUUACAGGCUUCUUACUACAUUAUGUCCAAGAGAAAAAAAUAGUCAUACCCAAGGCAGCGGUCAUAAGUCUAUGGAUUUUCUCGACAAUAGUUGGGUUGAUGUCCAUGUUCUCGAUUACAUUUUUCUUCCUGGGCCCAUUCACCAGUUUGGAAAGUGCCCUUUAUGCAGGACUACAUCGCCUUGGAUGGAGCUUUUUUACUGGCUGGCUUGUGAUUAGUGUAGCAACAGAUAACGCGGGUUUUCUGAAAUCAUUCUUAUCGUCCAGUAUCUUCAAUCCUUUGAGCCGGCUUACAUACUGCGCCUAUUUGUCCAACGGAAUAGUUGAGUUGUACCAACUUGGAACACUCAGAGCACCAGUGUAUAUGAGCCAUAUAAGGCUGCUUGGUGAGGUAACAGCCCACAAUGCGCUCACAUUCCUAGUGGCAAUUCUGCUUUGCCUCCUAUUUGAAUCGCCCAUUCAUGGAAUAGAGAAAAUAUUACUCCGGCAUAACCUCCAAAGAAGGCUCACGAACCAGCAGAAAGAGGAUAGAUCUCCCAGCACAUCAGACGAAAUAGCGUAACCCAGCACCCUAUCGUUCUAAUGUUGACUAUUUGUAAAUAAACCACGUGAAGCAAGUGAUAGUAUUAAGUUAGGA